ACCGGGCGCUGCGCAGCAAGCAAGAGGCGGAUGUGAAGCUGGCACAGGCCGUGGCCACCGCUGCACGGGAGGCAAUGGUGCCAGCAGAGAAGAACUCCACGAAGACUGGCUGCACAUUGGACCAGCAGCCGCAGUUCCAGGUGGCCACAAGAGAUCCACCAGGCCCGGAGGUGGAGGUCAUCGUGGAGGACUCUGCUGAGAGCUGGGCGAACAUCGACAGCAGCGUA
Messenger RNA from Effrenium voratum, 227 nucleotides. Lineage: Eukaryota; Dinophyceae; Suessiales; Symbiodiniaceae. The record is from the annotation of a GenBank genome assembly.